UGUCCCAAAAAGGGGAACUCAUGCUGUUCACGAACAUCAUUAGCAUUUAGUUGGCCUCUCUGGGGACCACCAUCCUCCCUUCCCCCCUUUCUCUCGCUCUCUCAAUCUCUCUCUUGCACCAUCUGCUCACGUGACGCAGCUCUGACUGCUACCCGGCCCUCCUCCGCCACAGCGGUCGGCCAUCUUGGUCAACACCCAGUGUGCAUCCAGCCACCACCAGCCCCCAAUCAGACUCCAGAGGAGGGUGGUGGGUGAUUGUGUUUUUUUCCCCCUUUAAAUCCAUCGCCUGCACAAAAGAGAAGAAAAGGGAGGGAAGGGGUGGAGGAGUGAGGAAGCGCAGCGUCUCCGUCAGUCACAAGGAGGAGGAGAGAGAGACCUGCUCUAGACAUCCUUUUUGUCCCCUCAUUGGGAAUUUCGGGGCAACAAGCACAACCGCUUGUUAGGUGUUGUUUUUUUUGCCGAGUCAUCAUCACCGCCACCAUGUCGGAUUUGACGCCACAGAGCGAGACGCCGACGCCCACCACUGACAAGAUCACGCAGGCCGCCCGGGAGACCAUCUAUCUGUGUAACUUCCGCGUGUCGGUGGACGGCGAGUGGCUGUGCCUGCGCGAGCUCAAUGACAUCUCGCUCACGCCGGACCCCGAGCCGGCCCAUGAAGAUCCCAAGGACCCCAUCACCAUCGAGAGGCUCAACCUGAUGAACAUGGCCAAGCUCAGCAUCAAAGGUCUGAUCGAGUCGGCGCUCAACCUGGGACGCACACUGGACUCGGACUACGCGCCUCUGCAGCAGUUUUUCGUGGUCAUGGAGCACUGCCUUAAGCACGGCUUGAAAACCAAGAAGACCUUCCUGGGCCAGAACAAAUCAUUCUGGGGUGCCUUGGAGCUGGUGGAGAAGCUGACGCCCGAGGCCGGGGAGAUCACCGCCAGUGUCAAAGACCUGCCUGGACUCAAGACGCCGCUAGGAAGAGGCCGCGCUUGGUUAAGACUUGCCCUGAUGCAGAAGAAGCUGUCCGACUACAUGAAAACCAUCAUCAACAGGAAGGACCUGCUGAGUGAAUUCUACGAGCCCAACGCUCUGAUGAUGGAGGAGGAGGGAGCCGUCAUCGCCGGAUUGCUCGUCGGGCUCAACGUCAUCGACGCCAACCUGUGCAUGAAAGGAGAAGACCUGGACUCGCAGGUUGGAGUCAUCGAUUUCUCAAUGUACCUAAAAGACGGCGGCCACAGCAGCAAGAGUGCAGAAGGUGACGGUCAGAUCACCGCCAUACUCGAUCAGAAGAAUUACGUGGAGGAGCUCAACAGACACUUGAGUGCUUCCGUAAAUAACCUCCAGGCCAAAGUGGACGCGUUGGAGAAGUCCAACACCAAGCUCACAGAAGAGCUGGCAGUGGCCAACAACAGGAUCAUCACACUACAAGAGGAUGUUGAGCGGGUGAAAGAGGAGAGCUCCUAUCACCUGGAGUCCAACAGAAAGGCACUGAGAAGCGACUCUGCAACAGCCGACGGCCCGGCGCUGGGCGAAACGCGCAAGCAACUCAAAGAGGAGACGCUCCUUCGACUGGACGUGGAGAAGGAGCUGGAGGUGCAGAUCGGCAUGAAGCAGGAGAUGGAACUGUCCAUGAAGAUGCUGGAGAAGGACGUAUGCGAGAAGCAGGACGCGCUGGUGGAGCUGCGGCAGCAGCUGGACGACCUGCGCGUCAUCAACCAGCAGCUCAGCCACAAGUCGCAAAGCGCCGACGCCAGCUCCAAGCAGAAGAGUGACGCCGUGGCCCGUCUGGAGGAGAAAAUUAGCCAGAUGUCAGGCACCAUCAAACAGCUGGAGAGCAGAUGCAAACAGGCUGAGCGGGAAAAGGAGGCGGUGCUAGAGGCCAACCGCCUCUUCAAGCGCGAGUUUGGGGACAAGAUCGAGAGCCUGGAGGUGGAGCUGGAGCAGCUCCGGAAACACAGGUCCAACCUGGAGGCGGAGCAAAGGAGGGAGCAAGACCACCACCUGGGCAGCACGCAGCGCGAGAAUGUCCCUCAACCUCAAUCGGGAUCUCCGGCAGUGAGGAAGGACCUCAGAGUGACAGCAGAGGACAAAAGCAGCCCAAACUCCAGCUUGUCCUUCUGCCCGUCUUAUGAUGAUGAUGACAAUGAGGAGGAUGAGCCCUUUGUGGACAACAGUGAAGCUUCUGUGUGCAGCAUGUGCGAGCUGAAAGACUCACUCCUCAAGACAAAGAAACAGUGCAAGAACUGCGGCGGCGUGUUCUGCGAACGCUGCGUGGCCAACGAGCUACCGCUCCCGUCGUCCAUCUUGCCCGAGGUUGUGUGCUCCGCCUGCUACGCGCAUUUACUGCAGCAGUACGCUUCCACGUCGCCAGCGUAAAUAAAGAACCGCCAACGUGAACGCUGUGCUACAACUGGAACUGCAACAUGCACUUUUUAACACUCCUAAGAUUUCCUCAUAAUGGACACCUGCAGUCAACCCCCGUGAAAUGUUUCAGAUCUACCAUCUACUUCAAGUAGACUUAAAAAAAAUAUAUAUUAAAACACAUAUCUUAAAUCUGCCAAGUAGCGGAGAAACACAAGAUGGUGCCAUUAGGUGUCAUGAGGACAUUUUGCCCGGUUGCCGAUAUAAUGACAAGACUGAAAACUUUAAGGACUUAAAAAUCAGCUAUGCUUCAUUUA
Syngnathus acus (greater pipefish) is the source of this 2663-nucleotide messenger RNA. It is a transcript of the gene rufy3, whose product is annotated as RUN and FYVE domain containing 3. Bases 481 to 2361 code for a protein of 626 amino acids. The record is from RefSeq and is a predicted model, not a curated record. Gene Ontology annotation, molecular function: metal ion binding. The transcript has 18 exons. Gene Ontology annotation, biological process: regulation of axonogenesis. Gene Ontology annotation, cellular component: cytoplasm. Lineage: Eukaryota; Metazoa; Chordata; Actinopteri; Syngnathiformes; Syngnathidae.